AUAAACAGCACAGCAACAAUAAUGAGAUUAUUUUUGUAGAUUGUGAACCCAUUAUAAUUUUAAGAAAAAAUGAAACACAUCAGUGCCUUAUGACCAUAUACUGUGAAAAAUUUAAAACCAACAACUAGCAGAAACAAUUUUCGUGAAAUAAGUGCACAGAAUCGUACAGAAUGUCUGAGCCAGAAUUAGUGGAAGAUUUCUUCGGAGUUUACUUACUAUACUGUAUUAACCCUAAAUACAAAGGGCGCACGUACAUUGGCUACACUCGAGACCCGAACCGGCGAAUUAUGCAGCAUAACAGAGGCAUUUGGGCUGGAGGAGCUUAUCGGACUAAUAAUAAAGGACCCUGGAAAAUGGUGAUGAUAAUCCAUGGAUUCCCAAAUAAUAUUUCAGCUCUCAGAUUUGAAUGGGCUUGGCAGAAUCCUACGAAGACUAUAAGACUGCAGCAUUUAAAUUUAAAAAAGAUCCCAAGAAAAGAGUCUGAAUUUAAAUUCAAAUUAAGAGUGUUGAGUGAGAUGCUUCGAGUGGGACCUUGGUGCCGCCUGCCUUUAAUCAUAAGAUGGCUGGAGGUGGAGUAUUGUGAAGAUUUUGAUCCUGAAAGAAAACCUCCGUCACACAUGACAAUCUGCCAAGGACCUGUCAAAAGCAGAAACUUGAAGCCCAAAUCUUCCACGACCAUACCUCCGGACACAGAAUGUCUUCUCUGCUCCUCUUACAUAACUUAUGACCAAUCAAAGAUCACCUGCUUGAAUUCCAACUGUGAACUUGUAGCACAUAUUACUUGCUUGGCCGAUCUAUUUCUGGUACCAGGAGAGUAUGUUCCUAUAGAAGGUAGCUGUCCGUUCUGCAGUGUGAAGCUAAAGUGGGGCGACUUGAUCAGGAAAAUGAAGGGGUGUUCGAGGAACAGUGAUGGGGAAGAAUGCAGUGAUGAAGAAAUUGUGAAAGAUAAAGAGUUGGAGGACUGCAGUGAUGAAGAAAUUGUGAAAGAUAAAGAGUCAGAGGGUUGUAGUGAUGAAGAAAUUGGGCCUCCUAAAGAGAUAGAGGGUGACCCUUCGUGGUUUCUUGAUUGUAAUUAUGAUUUAUGACGAUUUAAGAAAUUAUUAGACAAUAUAGACGGUAUGAGAUUUUAUUACUUUUUCCUA
Molecule: messenger RNA, 1142 nt
Organism: Helicoverpa armigera (cotton bollworm)
Lineage: Eukaryota; Metazoa; Arthropoda; Insecta; Lepidoptera; Noctuidae
Gene: slx1
Product: structure-specific endonuclease subunit SLX1 homolog
Exons: 4
Coding region: 171-1085 (304 amino acids)
Biological process (GO): double-strand break repair via homologous recombination
Cellular component (GO): Slx1-Slx4 complex
Molecular function (GO): 5'-flap endonuclease activity; crossover junction DNA endonuclease activity
Source: RefSeq, a predicted model, not a curated record